This is a messenger RNA of Pararge aegeria (speckled wood butterfly), 1989 nucleotides long. RefSeq names its product carbonyl reductase [NADPH] 3-like. The record is from RefSeq and is a predicted model, not a curated record. Gene Ontology annotation, molecular function: carbonyl reductase (NADPH) activity. The transcript has 2 exons. NCBI's taxonomy places the organism in Eukaryota, Metazoa, Arthropoda, Insecta, Lepidoptera, Nymphalidae. Bases 136 to 954 code for a protein of 272 amino acids.
CGGCAGAUUUGUUUUCAGUCAUUGAUUUUCAGUAUGUUUUCAGUCAUUGAUUUUCAGUAUGUUUUCGGUGAUAAGUUUGGAUUUGUGUAAAACGCCGGUGCUAGAUUUUAAAUAUUGGAUUAAAGAUUAAAUUAUAUGGAAAUGAGUUCAAAAGUAGCUGUCGUAACCGGUAGCAAUAAAGGGAUAGGAUUCGCUAUAGUCCGCGGACUUUGCAACAGAUACGAAGGCGUUGUUUACCUGACAUCGCGCGACGUCGAGAAGGGGGAAAAAGCAGUUGCAGACCUGAAAAAAGAGGGUUUGAGCCCAAAGUACCACCAGUUGGACAUCACUGAUAUCAAAAGUGUCGAAAUAUUCAGUAGUUACAUAAAAGCAUCUUAUGGAGGCAUUGAUAUUUUGGUGAAUAACGCAGCCAUUAUGUUUAUAGAAAACGCUAUGGAAUCGGUCGCAGUUCAGGCCGAGAAAACCUUGUUUGUCAACUACUUUUCUACACUUUCAACGUGCGAACAACUCUUCCCUUUACUGCGUGACGGUGCUAGAGUAGUGAACGUAUCCAGUUCUAGCGCCCUACUCAAAUAUAUACCCAGUGAAAAUCUGCGGCAGCGUUUCCUAGAUCCUUCUCUGACAAUACCAGAGCUGUCGAACUUGAUGCGUGAAUACGUAGAUGCAGCCAAAAUGGGCACUCAUGUUGGUGAGUGGGGAAUAUCGCCUUAUGUUGUUUCAAAAAUUGGGAUAAAUGCAUUGACUAAAAUACAGCAGAGACUACUUAAUGAUCAAGAUAUAAAAGUAAACUCAGUGCAUCCUGGUUUUGUGGACACAGACAUGACCACUCAAAAAGGUCACCAAACGAUCAACGAGUGUGCCCAAGCACCACUAUACCUUGCGCUGGAUGCUCCAGACUCAGUUAAAGGCAAGUUUGUAUGGAGCAAUAUGUGGAUUGUGGCUUGGGAAGCCUAAAUGCCUUCUAUCUUCCUUGAUAAACAAGCAAUUUAAACCAAAAACGAUAAUAUAACAAAGUUAAUAAGAGCUUUGUUGCAUAGCAGUAAAUCUUGCUCAUAAUAAUAUGAAAAACAGUGAUUUUGCUAUAGUAGGUACAAACUGCUUUUUUAUUCUCUUCUGUGUGAAAAUGUUAAAUUAAAUGCUAAACCAUGUUAUAGCGGCACAAAAAAUAUUGUUUGCAAUCUGGUUGGUGGUUAAGUGUUUUUAUUCUGUAAAAGAAUUCCUGCACACAAAACAUUAAUUCAGUUUUUUUUUUCUUAUUUUUGAUUAUGGCAUACAGCUAAUACAAGUUAUAAUUCCAUCAUAUUGUACAUAUUAUGACAUUUUUAUAAUUACAAUCUUUUAUUAUUUUUAAUAUAUUUGCAAUUGAGUGGUGAUGUAUACUAAAUUAAUAUGUAGUGUAUGUACUGUAGUAGACUGCAACUAAACAUGUAUAACAUUAUGUUGUUUUUUAAGGAUUUUUUUUUGGAUUGUACAAAUAUAGGUUAUAUAAGAUAUAUAUAUUUUAAUAGUGUUAAAAUAUGAUGAGCUUUUUAAGCGUUCAAUUGUGUAUGAAAAAAAUAACAAAUAUCAAAAUGAUAUAUUUUCACAAUCAACCUGAAAAGUAAGAGCCAUGUAACCAUACAGGAUACAUCUAGUUACAUAAAGAUAAUGCUAUUUGUUUGCUUUUAACUUAUUUUAUAAGAAUUUUUAUUUAAUGUUUUAAACAUAUUUUGAAUAUAUGAUAAAACUGUUUGGAAAUGUUUGUCCUAAAAUACUUGGCUGAUAUAAAGAGUGUUUGUUUGCUUGUCCAUCAAUAGUGCCCUAAACAACCAAUCAACUUUAUUUUUUUGGCAUAGGGAUAGUUAAAAUGUGCAGAGUAACAUAGGCUACUUUUUAUUUGAGGAAAAUGACAGCUAGUGCUAAAUACUCGUAUGUGCCAAAGUUUUGUCAAGAUUGGUGCAGAAGUCUUUCCGAAGUAACAAAAAAACUCAGGUUCAGUCUUAUUUAUAG